This is a messenger RNA of Trichoplusia ni (cabbage looper), 3319 nucleotides long. Its product is annotated as organic cation transporter protein-like. Gene Ontology annotation, biological process: transmembrane transport. NCBI's taxonomy places the organism in Eukaryota, Metazoa, Arthropoda, Insecta, Lepidoptera, Noctuidae. Gene Ontology annotation, molecular function: transmembrane transporter activity. The coding region runs from base 556 to 2220 and encodes 554 amino acids. Gene Ontology annotation, cellular component: membrane. The transcript is spliced from 7 exons. The record is from RefSeq and is a predicted model, not a curated record.
AUUUCAUUAACUUAUAGGCAAGCGGGCCGAUCAGCGCGUUAAGUAACGAAGUGACGCUGCAUUGUGAUCAGCAAGUGAGCGUGAAGUUUGUGUUAUUGCGCGACUGGUUCUAGUUAACUCGUGUCUAAGUCUAGGAUUUUAUAGCUCCUUCAUUUACCUAACAACUGUCGACACUUUGGAUGUCCUUAGAAGAGUGGUUUCUCUACAUAUUUUCCUGCGGAAAAUAAAUCCGCGGUCAAAGUGGCCCCGGAAGUAGCGCGAGCCGCGACCUGGACAGCUGCGGAAGGCUUCGGCGGUGUAUGUCAAUAUGGCACGGAGUUGGAGGGCGGCGCCGCAGCAGGUUAUAUGCCGGCGUCGCAUCUCCCUUGUCAGUUAGCACUCGCACGCCCGCACCGCGACCGGCGCGCGCGCAUCGAACUCAUUCGUCACAUACCGUAUUAAACUAUUUACAUUUACGUUAUAAUUGAAAAUUAAAAUUAAAUCUGUGUUUUUGUAAUAACCGAGUACCGCGUAGUUCUGUGAGUAUCGCGUAGUUUUGUGAGUGUCUGGGCCGUGAUGUCGAGUCCGGGUACCGCGCAGCACGCGGGCAGCGCGGGCGUGGACACGGAGCGGCUGAUGCACGAGCUGGGCCAGGCGCGCCGCUUCCACCUCACCAACUAUGUGCUGCUGGCGCUCAGCGUGUUCGUGGCCGCGCUCUACGCUACCAACUACGUGUUCCUCGCCGCAGACGUGCCCUACAGAUGCGUUGUCCCGGAGUGCGAGUCGGAGAGCAGCUCGGAGUACCGCCCGGCGUGGCUGGCGGGCGCGCUGGGCGGCGCGGCCGAGGCCAGCGUGCACGCGCGCUGCGAGCGACGCGCGCCGCUCGACCCGCAGCUGCCCUGCACGGAGGGCACCGCCUUCGCGCAGGACCCGCUGCCCUGCGACCACUGGCUCUACGAGGCCAACAACACCAUCGUCGCCGAGUUCAACCUGGCGUGUCAGGAAUGGAAGCGCACCCUGGUGGGCACGGUGCACAACAUCGGCAUGCUGGUGUCGCUGCCCAUCCUCGGAUACAUCUCCGAUCGUUGGGGCAGAAAGCGAGCCUUAAUUUUAAGUUGCACAUUGGUGGGAGCCAUCGGUACUUUAAAAGCUUUUUCCGUUUCCUACGAGAUGUACAUCGCGGUGGAGUUCCUGGAGACCAUCGCCGGCGCCAGCGCCUUCCCCGCCGCCUACAUUCUGACUAUCGAAUUACUAGGACAAGACAAGAGAGUGCUAACUACAGCCUUCCUGGGCAUAAUGCUGGUGUUGGGAGGACUGAGCUUCGCUCUUCUAGCGAAGGCCUUCCAGUACUGGAGAACUUUCAUUCUCGUCGUAUAUCCGCCAUCUCUGCUAUUCUUACUGUACAUAUACUUCCUGCCAGAGAGCAUACGGUGGCUGUUAUCUAAAGGACGAAAAUCGGAGGCGGUGGAGAUCAUAAUGCGAGCCGCGAAAAUGAACAAGGUCACGUUGUCUGACGAGACGAUGAAACAGUUGUCGGAGGAGAAGGUCAAGCCACUGGAGGAGAAGAAAGAUGAGAAGGCGGCGGAGGGGCUGUGGACGCAGGUGCUGCAGUCACCCAUCAUCAUGACGCGGCUGGCCAUCUGCUCGUGGUGGUGGAUCACGUGCACGUUCGUAUUCUACGGGCUGGCCAUCAACUCGGUGUCGCUGGCGGGCGACAAGUACACCAACUACAUGCUGGUGGUGAGCGUGGAGGUCAUCGCCGUCGUCACCAACGCGCUCGUGCUGGACCGUUUCGGCCGCAAGCGCACACUGCUCUGCGCGUACACCGUGUGCGGCCUCGCUUGCGUCGCCAUACCGUUCGUGCCUAAAUCGCUGCCAUGGCUGGCGACUCUGCUGUACCUCCUGGGUAAGAUCGCCAUCACGCAGGCGUUCAACGGCAUCUACAUGUACACGUCGGAGCUGUUCCCGACGCAUGCGCGCCACAGCCUGCUCGGCUUCUGCUCCAUGGUGGGCCGCAUCGGGUCCAUCGUCGCGCCACAGAUGCCGCUACUGGCGAUUUACGUGGAGUGGCUGCCGUCGGUGCUGUUCGGAUCGACGGCGCUGGUGGCGGGUGCGCUGAUGCUGACCACGCCGGAGACGCUGAACACGCGCCUGCCCGACACCAUCCGCGAGGCGGAGCAGAUCUCCCGCCGCGCCGAGCCCGCGCCCGCCGACCAGCUGCAGAUGACCACCAGGGCGUGACCACACGCCACACACCAGGGGCAACCACCAUCACCGACACUGUGGAAAUCUGUUAAACUUAUUUGGCAUUUCUGUACCCAGAUCAUCAGGUCUCACUGGCUUUGAGUCAAAGACUGGAAGCAUAGUUAACUUUGGAAUGAUUGCCACGAAAAUAGUGUGGAUACUAAACUUUGUAGAUUCUUUAAAUAACGUACAGCUCGGUAUUGAGACUGUGAAUUUUACAACAAAGGAUAAGUUUUCUUCUGAUCAUUAGUGAUUUAAACUUCUUCAACAAUAUCAAUAAACGCUACACAUGAAGGAAUGUCAAAUACAUUUAGAUUUUUAGGUGGUGAUGGUGCCCGGCCCUGCUACUGACAGUUACCAUCAACGCCCUGCAUGACUGUAAUCAUUGUAAACUCUAUGUUAUAUAGUGUUGCAUGACAGAAAGAUCAAUGUUUUUGUGAAUAGUUUUAAGUAAAAAUAUUAUAUUUGAAGUAAUUUUAAUACAAAACGGUGCUGGCUAUCGUUUUGUAACCAUUCUUAUCAUAUGCUACAUACCCCUAGACUACAGUACAAUUCAUAAAUUACUCGAUUCUUUAUUAUGAAGAAUUUGUUACUUAUAUUAACUUUUUAUUUUUUUCAUCAUUUGAACGAUAUCCAUUCGUCAUUCGUUUUUGUUAUAAACUUUUCUGUGCCGUAUAACUUUGCCAACACCUAAAAUUUAUAGUUGAUCAAUCUUGAAGAUUUGAUGCGACAUACUUGUAAACUAAUAUUUAUUAUUAUUUUGUUAUUUAUUUAAGUACAUUACUCACAGUUUCUGCAAGUUUUUGUUAUGAUAAUUCUAACUGUUAAUGACACGUGAUUGAGUACACAAGUGUUGAAGUUGUGAUAUUAAAUUAUAAUAAACAUAGCAAGUCGUUGUGAACAUGCUGAUUAUAUGUAUUGAGUAGCAGCUAUUUUUACAGCUAUAGUGACAAACCCGAGGCUCAACAAGGUAAAUAGAAUAAUAUAAAACAUAUUUAUGUGUAUUUGUGUCUGUGUCAGUACAACAUGUAAAUAACAUACGCAUUGUAUGUACACUGUGCGACUCUUCUGUAAAUAAAUAUAACUUAUUAUUGUA